Molecule: messenger RNA, 1005 nt
Organism: Epinephelus moara (kelp grouper)
Lineage: Eukaryota; Metazoa; Chordata; Actinopteri; Perciformes; Serranidae
Product: olfactory receptor 52K1-like
Exons: 2
Coding region: 1-1005 (334 amino acids)
Biological process (GO): G protein-coupled receptor signaling pathway
Cellular component (GO): membrane
Molecular function (GO): G protein-coupled receptor activity; olfactory receptor activity
Source: RefSeq, a predicted model, not a curated record
AUGGCCCCAAAAACAGGAUCAGGCAACAUCACCAAAAGGAGUAAUGAGGAGGGGAGGAUGGAGAACGUCUCUUUACACACACAUUUCGUCCUUGAUGGCUUCAGUGAACUCGGAGUUCUGAGGCCCGUCCUCUUCAUCCCGUUCUUCAUCAUGUUUGUUGUGGCGCUGUCGGCCAACUCCAUGCUGCUGUACGUCGUCAUUUCACAGAGAAGCCUCCACUCACCGAUGUACAUCCUCAUUGCCGGCAUGGCGUGUGUGGACCUGAGCGUCCCACUGGUCAUUGUCCCCAACAUGCUGCUGAGCUUCCUGUUUGACUGGAGGGGAAUCUCUCUGAUUGGCUGCCUGGUUCAGAUGCACUUCAUUCACUUUGUUGCAUCUUUUCAAUCCACAUUGUUGGUGUGGAUGGCACUGGACCGCUACUUCGCCAUCUGUACGCCUCUCUACUAUCAUGAACGCAUGGCGCUACCACGAUUCCUCAAGUUUAUCAUCCCGCUUGUGGUCAGAAAUGUCUUUUUGGUCACACUGUUUGUGUGUCUGGCAGGAUCGUUGUCAUUUUGCGCUUCAAAUGUAAUGAACCACUGUUUCUGUGAGCACAUGGCCUUAGUGGAGCUGGCCUGUGGAAGCACCGCCAUCAACAACCUGGCUGGUUUACUGACCAUAUUUCUCAACCCUGUGGCCGACUUUGUCUUUAUCGCAGCUUCCUAUGUGGUCAUAUUCAGCUCUGUGCUCAAGUCCAACAGGUCUGGGGUCAAAGCACUUCACACCUGCAUCACCCACAUCGUGGUCAUCACCGUCAGCCUUACCAUUGCACUUGUUGCUUUCCUGUCUUAUCGUAUCAGAAAUGGACUUCCUGCCGCCAUUCGGGUUUUCUUUAGUACCAUGUACGUGUUGUUCCCGAGCUGUUUCAACCCGAUCAUCUACGGCAUCAGAACUGCAGAGAUCCGACAGCACAUCCUGAAGACCCUGACGUGCUGUCGUUUUGUCCAAACUGUUCCCCAUUCUUAA